This is a messenger RNA of Botrytis cinerea B05.10, 650 nucleotides long. RefSeq lists its product as hypothetical. The transcript is spliced from 2 exons. The record is from RefSeq and is a predicted model, not a curated record. NCBI's taxonomy places the organism in Eukaryota, Fungi, Ascomycota, Leotiomycetes, Helotiales, Sclerotiniaceae. Bases 90 to 620 code for a protein of 176 amino acids.
GCAGACCUUACUCCUCGAAGUAUUCAACCUCUGUAAGGAGAUUUACCUCACUCAAAAUUCUAAACUUAUCAUUAUAUCCCAAUUUCAACAUGGAACCAAAAAGAACUGCCUCCAAGAUGAUGGGGAGCGCUGCCAAUGCUGAGGAUGGUCCCCUCAAGAGAACGAGUAAUCUAGAUUCCAUAAAAUAUAUGCUCAAAGAAAAUGCAGACAAAGUCACUUUCAGCAAUGCAGAAACUGAAGAAUUUGAAAUUCUCAUCCGACACAAUGAUCUAGAUAUCGCACGACAUAAACACUGGAUCAAAAUAUGGGGAAAAAACAUCUCAAACUCUCAGAAGUCGAUACAGGAGCUCGAGAAAACAAUUAAAGGGUACAAGGAAGACAUUGAGAAGAAGAGACAGGAAAUUGUGGAGUUGAAACAAGAAGAGGAAGUGAUUCUGGCAAUUGAAAAGCAAGGGGAGGCUCGCGAAGAGGAGUUGCAAAGAUUCGUGAAAGAGGAAAUGACGAAGUUUUUGGAAGGAAAAUUGGAGAAAGAGGGCUUGUCGCUAGAGGAAGAGGGCGAGGAAGCUCAGGAUGAGAAGGUUGCCGCCGAUGGGGAGAAGAAGAUGAUAAAAAAAAAAUAGAUAUGGGACAGAACGCUGCAAUGUGAGUCA